Messenger RNA from Etheostoma cragini (Arkansas darter), 738 nucleotides. Its product is annotated as sequestosome-1-like. Lineage: Eukaryota; Metazoa; Chordata; Actinopteri; Perciformes; Percidae. The record is from RefSeq and is a predicted model, not a curated record. Bases 1 to 717 code for a protein of 238 amino acids. The transcript is spliced from 7 exons.
AUGGUUAACAAGGCAACAACACUCUCCCUGCUGUUGGACAUGACAUCAUCGCUCUGCACCCCAAACACAGCCGACGUAGGGCUAGUCAGUCACUCACUCACUCACCCGCUGCAGUGGUUUCCUAGGGGGAAGUGGAUGAAGAGGAUGAGACACUGCAUGUGGAACCAGACCCUGAACCAGACCUUGAAUCAAGACCAGGACCAGGGGCAGGGCGGAUCCUCCAGACCUGCUGCGGACUGCAGCGCCCCCUCAGCCUCCCAGGCCAGCGUGGACUUCCUGAAGAACAUCGGCGAGGGCGUGGCGGCCAUGUUGAGCCCACUGGGUAUCGACGUGGACAUCGACGUGGAGCACGAGGGCAAGAUGACCAAGGUGACCCCUCCCUCUCAAAGUGGGGGGGCGGAGGGAGACGGGGGCGGAACCAACAGCGAGGACGUAGCAACAAAAGAGGGUGGGGGCAAGGUUGAGGGCGGGGCCAGCAGUGAGGGGUCAAAGGUGCAGAGAGACUCAGAUGAGGAGUGGACUCACCUGAACCCCAAGGAGGUUGACCCGUCUACCGGAGAGGUCCAGUCCCUCAAAGAGCAGGACCAGGACCAGGACCAAGGUCCCCCGUCCGGCCCAACAGGCCUCAGGGAGGCGGCACUGUACCCCCACCUGCCCCAAGGUAACACCUGCUCUCCCUCAGACUCUGCUUCUGACUGGCUAGUAGUCCUUACCUAGGUACUGUCAGGGCCCUCAUAC